This is a messenger RNA of Aspergillus welwitschiae, 291 nucleotides long. RefSeq lists its product as uncharacterized. Bases 1 to 291 code for a protein of 96 amino acids. NCBI's taxonomy places the organism in Eukaryota, Fungi, Ascomycota, Eurotiomycetes, Eurotiales, Aspergillaceae. The transcript is spliced from 2 exons. The record is from RefSeq and is a predicted model, not a curated record.
AUGUUUUACUUCAAGAAGAUCAUCACCCUCUUAUUCCUGUCCUGUCUCUUCUUCAAGGCUAGCCUGGCCACUCCUUUUGCCGAACCAACCGACGUUGCCAACGCCGAUGAUGUAGUUGCUGAGAACAUUGGCACUGCAACCGUCAACAACCCUAACGAGGCCUCCGACGAUGUCGACGGUAACGGCAUGUCCGCAGCUUCCACGGAUGUUGAGAAAGAGUUGAACCCUGCAAAACGAUCGUUUCUGCGAAAGCAGGUGCAGCGUCUUGAAUUUGUGCAAUUGCAACGAUAA